UGCAAUCUCGUGCUUGAGACCUGGCUCAAUGAUAACUUAUCUUACAAUGCCAUUCAGAACUAUGUACUCCCAUCCGUACAAGCGUUCAAUGAUCGUGCAAAGGGGUAGCCAUUAUGUCGAUUAACUAUACCCUUCCGGAACCUCCAAACGAUUAUGAGUCUGUGACGGAACCUUCUGCCAACGUAUUGACCAGCACUGCUUAUCUAUUCACCGACAUCUUUCUCAACGGACUAUUCAAGACUCCUGUGAUACCAAUCGAAGGCCUAAACACGAUAGACAUCGAAAACUUCGACCCAUUCGUGGAUUAUCUAGCCGAGCACUGGCAGGAUGUACUUAAACAAGAUUGGCGUCUUCUAACAACCCUUUCGUUGGGAGUUCUUUUGAUCUUGGCUCUUCCAAUUUCCGCAAUCGUCUAUUGCUGCGUCAAGUGUUGCUGUUCCAAAGUUGGCCAAGCACCCAAGAAAGGGGAUCGCACGUUGAUCCUUAGCCUUGGAUCUGUCACGGGGCUAGGUCUAAUCUUGUGCUGGUUGGCCUUUGCUUGGACUUGUGGUGCCAAAGUGGAGUUUGACCAUCACAUUCACAAAGGGCUGAUCGAAAGCAUCAACGUAGGAGCCAACGAUGCUCAGCUUUACUUGAACAACCUAGCAUGUGAGGUGUCCCAUCUAGCCAAGACGGAUUUUGGCCUUUUGAGUGAGGCCUUGGAGAAUCAAAUCGACCAAAUCGGUGGGGAAUUUAGUAGUCUUCUAAAUGAUACGGUGGAUGAGAUUAAAUUUAAGGAGAUACAAACUAACGCCAAAGAAAUAACGGACUUUGUCACUAAUUCAAAUGGCAAUUUAAACAUUACAGUUGAAAAAUUGACCUCUUGUUCAAUAAAUGCAGAGAAAAUUGCCAAGCAGGUAACCAAUUUCAAAGAAGAAGAAGACCAUUCGCUUUUUGAAAAUGAAGACUUUUGUAAGAUAGUUGGCGAGUCACCUUGCGAAAAGUUCCGUAAAGCUAAGGAAGACAUUAAUUGUGAGCUCGCAACGUUUGAAAAUAUUAUUCAGGCGGCAAAGGAUAUCCUCAUUGGUGCAACAUUAGAGGAAGAUGUCGUUGUCGGGAUUGGCAAAAUUCCAGUCGAGUUGGAAAAAGCUUUGGACGAGAUUCUAGGCUUCCAGCAAACAUUUGACUCCAACUAUGCCAGCAUAUUCAAAGAACAAAUCGACGAGAUCCAACAAUAUGCCGCAGAGGUCUCGGAAUCCAUCCAAAACUUCACCCAAGACAUUCAACUCGACGAGAUUACCAGCAACUUAACAGGUGUUGUUAAUGACACCAUCACGGAUUACUACGGUUAUGUCAGCUAUGCUGGCUUACUCACGCCUUUGAUUCUGAUCGGGAUCAUCUUGGCGGUUCUUACCUUGGGCUUAAUCUGUGGAUGUGCCGGAAAAUCUGGCACCACCCUGAGCAGAACUGGCGGGAUCUCAAUGUUUUCGGCCACGAUGGUCACUCUCGUAUUAGGUUGGAUAAUCUGGUUGUUGGUGACCGUGUUCUAUCUUGUGGGCGCCUUGACUCAGGAGGUUGGCUGUACAACCCUGGAAGAUCCCGUUCAUUCUCCCUACUACACAGAGACCCAAAUCCCUCGAUUCCUGGACAAGAUGUAUCAAGAACUCCUCAACACCACCGAGUCCUUCGAUCUGAAUGCCACUUUGACCGGCUUUAAGAAUGGUGAUUCACUCUACCAUGCCCUUGAGGUUGAGCAAUUCUUUGAUCUGGAUGAGUUUGACAAUUGGCAGGAGUCAUUUAACAUCAGUGAAAUCUUGGACGAUGUCAAGGUCCAGAUCGAUGAAGGAGUGAUUGGUAUUGUCAAUGCCAUGAAUGCAAGUCUCGACGAGGAACAGCUAACACAACUGACGAAUACAUUGAAACCCAUUGUGAGUGGAUUGAAUGAUGCCAUAGAUGUUAUUGAUACGAGUGUUCUCAUCAACCAGACAGCACUUCAGAGUUUAAACGACUUAUUGGAGAGUAUGAAAACAAAAUUAGAAGAAUCCCCAAAUUCGGAGGAAUUUCUUUCUGCUUUGAAGCCGAUUCAGAACUCAGUGCAAGCUAUUGUGAACAGCACUGAUGACCUGACACGGAUUCUGGAUGAAGCCAAGAACAAGGCCAAGGACAUCAUUGCGGCAGUAACCAAAAUCAUUGGCAGUGAUAAUUUAAGGGCCAAUGAUGAAAAUAGUCUCCUCGACCAGAUCAAAACCCUUCUGGAACAAGCCAUAACGGAAGUAAACGAUGUGACGCGGAAUGACAUCCUUGCUAUAUUCGACAACCAAAGCAAAACUCUCAUCACCACGGUGGAUGGGUUUAUCCAAUUCAGCAAAAAUUACUCCAUCAACGACUUCGGCAAAACUGGACCUGUCUACAAUAUUUACCGUGGCGUCAUUGUAUCUUUGUGUGACUCAACAGUGAAUCCGUUCAAUGCAUAUUGGUCCGGAAUGGGUGUGAUCUUGAUCCUGCUGGUCCCUGUCAUGAUUAUCAGUUGUAUUUUGGAACCCGUAUUGAGACGGAGAGGGACUCGUCAAUUCCAAGACGUUCGCACAACACAUCCGAAGCACUUACAAGUCAACUCGGGAACUUAUCCGAAUGAACAAGGAUACGCAAACCCUAAUUCCAUCAUGCCCCAUGAGAGUCGCUCCCGGCCCUCAAAUAUGGACAACCGAAACCAUCCAAGUCAGCAUAUUUAUGAAGACCUAAGACCCCCAAGUGGCAAAACGGGCGUGACUAAAUAUCGACCGGAGGAUUACUUUCCUGGAUAUGCAGGAAAGGGUCGAAAGAAUCCACUAGAAAGCGCUCAAAUCCGUCGGCCGACUCAAGCCUUCCACCCUGAAUAUCGCCGAUCACCGUCAACGCCCAAAGGGAUUGGCCCGGAUGGUCGAUUCAUUUAUGAAAUACCAUCGGUUUAUAGACGACGAACUUCUUUCUGAGAUUGAGAGGUGCCAUCAAUAUUUAAUCUUAAUCGGAGAGAAAUUGAGAAUAUAGCUCAGAAUACUU
Tigriopus californicus is the source of this 3018-nucleotide messenger RNA. Its product is annotated as prominin-like protein. The record is from RefSeq and is a predicted model, not a curated record. Gene Ontology annotation, cellular component: membrane. The transcript has 3 exons. Bases 114 to 2951 code for a protein of 945 amino acids. NCBI's taxonomy places the organism in Eukaryota, Metazoa, Arthropoda, Copepoda, Harpacticoida, Harpacticidae.